AUGUUACUUCUCGCCCUUUUUACCCUAGUGGCAAAGCUGGCGCUAGUAAUUGGCUUCGAUGCUAACUCCAAGUCUAAUGUUGCUGUGUAUUGGGGUCAAUCAUCAGCUGGCUCUCAAGAGUCUCUAGCAUCCUACUGUCAAUCCUCAGACGUUGACAUCGUGCUUUUGUCCUUCAUGUACUCAUAUCCCUCAUCUAUUGGCCUCGACUUCAGCUCCGCGUGCUCGGAUUCGUUUUCAGACGGGCUUUUACACUGCGAUCAGAUCGGAGAAGACAUCAAGACUUGUCAAGAUUUAGGCAAAAAAGUGUUACUUUCCAUGGGCGGUGCCACCGGUUCUUACGGCUUUUCAAGUGACUCGGAGGCAGAACAAUUUGCAACUACUCUGUGGAACACUUUUGGCGGUGGCUCAGCAACCGAGCGCCCUUUCAAUGAUGCAAUUGUUGACGGCUUCGACUUCGACAUCGAAAAUCAGAAACCCACAGGCUAUGCUGCCUUGGCCAAGAAGCUCAGGAAGUAUUUCAACUCAGCCUCCAAAGAUUAUUAUUUAUCUGCCGCUCCACAAUGUUUUUACCCUGAUGCCUCUGUCGGUGACCUAUUGAACAACGCUGAUAUUGACUUUGCGUUUAUUCAAUUUUACAACAACUACUGUAACGUUGACAAACAGUUCAACUGGGAUACUUGGACCCAGUUUGCAUCUUCUGCUCCCAAUCCAAGCAUCAAAUUAUAUCUAGGGCUACCGGGUUCGGCAACUGCUGCUGGCUCUGGCUACCUUUCUGAUUUGAGCUUAGUGAAGUCUACAGUCGAAUCAAUAAGCGAAAGCAGUAAUUUCGGGGGUAUCAUGUUGUGGGAUGCUUCUCAGAGUUUUGGUAAUGAGGUUGAUGGCAAGACGUACAUAUCCCAAAUGAAAUCUAUUUUGGAGUCGGUCGAUUCAUCAGGGACGUCUUCCACCACUGUUACAUCAAGUUCCUCCAUUGCAACUUCCAGUACUCAAUCAAGUUCUUCCAUUGCAACUUCCGCUCCUCAAUCAAGUUCUUCCAUUGCAACUUCCGCUCCUCAAUCAAGUUCUUCCAUUGCAACUUCCAGUACUCAAUCAAGUUCUUCCAUUGCAACUUCCAGUACUCAAUCAAGUUCCUCCAUUGCAACUUCCAGUACUCAAUCAAGUUCUUCCAUUGCAACUUCCGCUCCUCAAUCAAGUUCUUCCAUUGCAACUUCCACUUCUCAAUCUUUCGCCACCCCCAGUACCCUAUCAAGCUCCUCUGUCGCGGUCUACAGCUCCUCAUCGCACUCAGCCAUUGCUUCUUCCGCUGUCAGUUCCUCCAGAGCUCCAACCUUCACUUCUGUUUCUCUAUUGAGCUCAGGUAUUUCCUUCUCAAGCACUUCAGUGUCUUCCAUACCGGCUUCUCACGUCCAUGCCACUCAAAAGUCCACCUCAAGUGCCCUCGUCGUUGUUUACAGUUCAACUGCCGUUCAGUCAAGUACUCCGUCCUCUAUCGCUGUGGCAUCGUCUACGGAGGGAAGCUCAACAGCCCAGGCCUCUCAAACUUUGACCAGUACUUCCACGAACCCUUCCGCUCCUUACACCACUGGAACUUCGAGCCCAUUAUCGGAUUCUUCUUCCACACGUAGCGACACAACUACAACUUUGGCCCCCACCAUUGUGCCUUCAGACGCCCCUACUGCAACUUCGUCAACUGCUAGUACAACUUCGACUUCAUGGGCCCACCAAAGAGCUACUGAGUUGAAUGCUCAAUAUGCUGCAGGUCAGUUAAACGGAAACUCCAGCUGCUUCGAUGGGGAAAUUUCAUGUUCGACCGACGGGAAAAUCGCUAUCUGCGACCAUGGCUCUUGGGUGUUCACCGAGUGUGCUUCUGGUACGGUUUGUUUUGCGUACGACAGCAACGAUGUUGUAUUCACCACUUGCAACUUUUCCUAUAUGAAGAGUUCGUUUGUGUGA
This is a messenger RNA of Lachancea dasiensis, 1953 nucleotides long. The record is from the annotation of a GenBank genome assembly. NCBI's taxonomy places the organism in Eukaryota, Fungi, Ascomycota, Saccharomycetes, Saccharomycetales, Saccharomycetaceae.